ACUACCUCCACCCGCAAACACAAUUUCCGUUGGUAUAUUGCCUAGAUAUUAAUGUCAUAUAGUGAAUCACAUUCAAGUUAGCCUUGCAGAUUUUAUACAGCUAUAUUCGUAUCCCAAUAAGGAAUUCCAUUUAUUACAUGAUCUUCUAUGUGAUAUUAUUUAAGUUGCCUUAUAUGUUUACCUUUCUUGUAGUUAUUACCUAAUUAAAUUCUUAAUUCAUUUAAAGUAAAAAAAAAAAGUAAAAAAAACCAGAUUUUCCCUUUUUCACUCGCCCUCUCUCGAAUAUGGUUAACUUCAGUUUCACUAAUUAAGACAAGGAUUUUUUUUUUUUUUGUGAUUUUCUUUUCAUUGGAUUUGAGUAUACUAUUUCUUCACAUAGAAAUAUAUGUAUAUAUGAAUGGUGGUCUAUUGAAAUAAAACAUGUGUUAAUUUGAGUUUGAGGGAACAAUAUAUAAAAAAGAUAUACAAGCAAUGGAGAAGUUACUAUUAGCAAGAAAAAGUUGCCACAGUAUUCCAAACCUCUGGUUUGUCUUUCUCACUUUAUCUUUCUUUUGGUUUAUAUACUUUAUUUUCCCUUUCUUUUUUGUUGGUUUCUCCACAUUUUCGAGUUCGGGAAAUCAUAUUUCUGGGUUCACCUUCUUCUUUUUUAACUUUGCUAAGAGUGACACUAAUAAUAUUACAACCACUUCCCAAAAUCCAAAUACAAGUUUUGAUACAAGCACUGAAAAUUUCACUAAAACCCAAGCCAAUAAUUGCUCUGCCUAUUCAGUAUCCUUACACUCUACACAAGAAAAUGUCACUAGCAGAAAGAAUGAGCCAAUUCACAAAAUACUCAGUUCAAAAAAUAUGACGAAAGUAGAGACUUUACCUCCUGUUGGGGUUAACAUCACCACAAAUGUCACCAAAUUUCAUGAUGAUCAUGAUCAUAAUAAUCAAAGGGAUUCUUGCUCUGGUCGAUACGUUUAUGUCCAUAAUCUACCAUCCAAAUUCAAUGAAGAGCUUCUCAAGAAUUGUAAUUCUCUCUCAGAUUGGUUCGAUUUCUGUCCAUACUUAACCAACAUGGGAUUUGGUCCAAGAGUAACAGAGAAGAAAGCUAAAAGGAAAAGAGUUUUAUCGAAACAAGGAUGGUUCAACACAAACCAAUUCUCUUUAGAAGUGAUAUUUCACAACAAAAUGAAGCAUUACAAGUGCUUGACCUAUGACUCAUCUUUGGCCUCGGCAAUCUUUGUCCCAUUCUAUGCUGGACUUGAUCUCGGACGCUUCCUUUGGGACUCCAACACAGCAAUGAGAGAUUCUUUAUCUAAAAGCCUAGUCAAUUGGCUUAGACAAAGGCCAGAGUGGGAGAACAUGUGGGGGAGAGACCAUUUCUUUGUUGGUGGGAGAGUUUCUUGGGACUUUAGAAGACAAACUGAUGAAAAAUCUGACUGGGGUUCUAAGCUUAUGGUCUUACCAGAAUCGAAGAACAUGACUCUGUUAACAAUCGAAUCGAGCUUUUCUAACAAUGAUGUUGCAAUACCAUACCCCACUUACUUCCAUCCUUCAAAGAGCAAUCAAGUGUUUGAUUGGCAGAAAAGAAUGAGAGCGACCACAAGGCCUUAUCUUUUCUCUUUUGUUGGUGCUCCAAGGCCGAAUAUGGAUGACUCGAUUCGGGGUGAGAUCAUCAAGCAAUGCCAGUCUUCAGGGAAAUUAUGCAAGCUUCUAAGCUGUUAUAAUAAGGCUCCAACUAGUACUAAUUUGUGUGAUGAGCCUUUGAAUGUGAUGAAAGUGUUUGAAAGUUCAAUUUUCUGUUUGCAGCCUUCAGGAGAUUCUUACACUAGAAGAUCGACUUUUGAUUCGAUUCUAGCAGGCUGUAUUCCUGUUUUCUUCAAUCCAAAUUCGGCUUACAAGCAGUAUUUGUUGCAUUUUCCCGGGAACCAAACAAGAUAUUCUGUGAUGAUACCAGAAAGUGAUGUGAAGCAGAGAAGAGUUAGCAUAGCUGAAACAUUGCAGAGAGUUCCACAAAGUCAAGUGUUUGCAAUGAGAGAGGAUGUUAUAAAGUUGAUACCAAGAAUUAUAUAUGCAAAUCCCAAGUCAAGCUUAGAGAGAUUUGAAGAUGCAUUUGAUAUUGCUGUGAAGGGUGUUCUUGAACGAGUGGAGAAAGUGAGGAAGAAAUUGAAGGAAAGUAAGGAUUCUAGUAUUGGUUUGUCAGAGUUAGGUAGUUAAUUUGAUUUUUACUCGGAAGCUAGACAGAAGAAAAGAUACCUCCAUUCAUUGAUUUUCAUUUGGCUGUAACUAUUUUUUCUUCCUUUUUUGCCUGAUAUUAAAUUGUGUACUUUUCUUGUUGGAGGCUGUUAGUUUUUCGGGAUAAAAGUUGCUCUAUCUGUGUUUUUUUUUUUGUCUAAAUUUCCAAAAAAUCUUUGCAUUUUCUUUGGGCUACACAAUGAGUUUUUUGAGUUUAUCUCUCCUUCAUUUGCUU
Messenger RNA from Cannabis sativa, 2455 nucleotides. Its product is annotated as probable xyloglucan galactosyltransferase GT12. The record is from RefSeq and is a predicted model, not a curated record. NCBI's taxonomy places the organism in Eukaryota, Viridiplantae, Streptophyta, Magnoliopsida, Rosales, Cannabaceae. Bases 472 to 2202 code for a protein of 576 amino acids. The transcript has a single exon. Gene Ontology annotation, molecular function: glycosyltransferase activity.